GGGGAUGUGGAAGGCUCAUCGAUUGCAAGAAAGAGUUCCAGAGUCUCAACUAAUCCUGUGAUCGAAAUCAUGAGAUCUCUAGUGGUCGCCUCCGCGGCUGGUCCCUGCCUCACCCAUCAAGUUUGUGUUCGGGUGCUCCGCUAGAAGUAGAACUUACAUCAUUUUUCUCGGUCCAGAGGCAAAUGAUCAACAUUUUUGUUGAGCUGUGGAUGGAUUGAGCAUACUUGCGCAUUUAUUCCCCUUGUCCCGAAGACGCUGGUUUGUAAGUCUGUUUUGGCUAGCGAGAUUCCGGUACAGUUCUCGUCAGAUCGGUACAAGGAUCUGCGCUAGGGAGUCGGCCAGAAGCAUGAGAGGUUCUGGAGUGGAUUUGGAGUGGAGUAGCUGGGCAGUGCCGAGCCGCAAUUUGUCGCUGCUGUUUAGUGCUGGGCCAGCCCGUCACAUUCACAAGUCAGUAUUGGAAUUUCACUGCGAUUACAGGACAGUGUAGUUUGCCCUCACAGAACCGGAUCUCUCUGCAGAAACUGGGGCAACGUGAGAGUGUUCGAAGCUUUGCCGUUUCAGCCACCAUAACCGUUUGAGGGGAAAGCCAGCACAGAUGGGUAGAGUCAAGUUAGAGAUCAAGAAGAUUGAGAACCCAACCAACAGGCAGGUGACGUACUCGAAGCGGCGGAAUGGACUCAUCAAGAAGGCCUACGAAUUGUCAGUGCUUUGUGACGUUGACGUCGCGCUCAUCAUGUUUUCUCCCUCUGGAAAACUCACACAGUACAGCAAUUGCAGUAUUGAGGACGUUAUCGGCCGGUUUGCCAACUUACCAAUGCAUGAACGGAACAAGAGCCUUGAGGAUAUGCUUACGCGCUUCGCCAAUUUUCAUAUGGUUCAUGAUCGCAGCAAGUACACAAGGAAACCCGAAAAUUUGGAGUAUCUGCACCGGGCGCUGAAAAACUCAAAUGGAGAGAAGGAUCUUGCUGCAAAUCAUCAACUCCUUACGGGAAGUAAGAGCUACGAAAUCGGAUUACUACAAGAGGAGUUAAAAAAAUCUCAACAGGAAAAGGUGCUAGUGCAGCAAAGAGCAAGAUUGUAUUUGGCGGAUGAGAACCUUUUACAGAACAUUACCUCAGUUCAGCAACUCGCGAACAUGGAAACCGAGUUGGAGCAGGCACUUGAGCGGGUGCGCGCAAGGAAGAGUUAUGUAAGCAAUGCGUAUCAAGCUGCGAGCGCUAUGCAAAGACAGCAACACGAAUUUCUGGGAAACAGUUAUCAACAAAUGAUGGCAUUACGCCAGCAGCAGCAGGCGGACAUUGCAGGAGCACCAUCGCUGUUCUUGCAAUGGAAUAUGCCAGAGCGGGGCGAACCAACGCUUCAGGAUCUCAUGGAGCAACAAUCAAACCCUAGUCGGGCAAUCGCGCCUACACAGACAACAAGAGAAUUAGUUGUGAGUAACGGUAAAGCAAGUCCAACGGGUAACCACUUCUUUCCAGGUGUAGCAUCCCAGCCUAAUCUACACAUGGGGGAGAUGAGCCAGCUUAUGGCUUCAAACAGAGGCUUGACAAUGCAUAACUUGGAGUUGGAACAGCCUGCUGCUCAGUACGAUGAUUCCGGAAAGAAAACUAAGCUUGACACUAACAUGGGCUUAGCGUCGUCAAGCAGCAGCGAUGUGGCUGCAGAAGCAACUGCGGAGACUUUCACCAACCAAUCCGUGCAAGCGCAUGGCAACACCGGCGGUUCCAAUUGGCAUCAAGCCCACCAUCAUGCGCAAGCAUACACCAGUCCCCAGUACUCAAAUGGUUUCUUUAAUCAGAAUGCAGAUGCGUGGAAAUAAUCUGCACUGAUGCGUUUUGGCACAUUAGAGGAGGUCAGUCAUGUUACGGUUUAAGCGCGGGAGUUUACGUAGGGGCAAGAUGACAACUUCAUCGCCCCCGGUGUGUGAGGAUCAUUGAGGUUGGGGGUUCAAGCAGCAGGUGUAUAGAGUCGAUCAGGUUUAGCAGACCCUAAAUGAACCCUAAUAGAUCGCUUAGUAGGCUCAAACUAGCGCAAGGCGACUGGAUCAUUUUAUGUAGACAAAAGGAUGUCUAAGAGCCUAGUCUUUCUCGCUGUAACCUGAGUAAAGCAUAGUUUCGUAGGCUAGCUUCCAGAUUCGUGAGUAAAACUUUGAAAUGAAAGGAUCAGAUACAAAGGUGAAAUCGUGUAGAUGGUGGUAUUGGUCGAAGAUGGUGGUCCAUGUCUGUUUCUAGAUUAGAGGCGAUUUGCUUGAAGACACACUUUGAUUUCAUGGUGGGAUUCAUGUGUUACAUAGAAGCCUACGCAUAGCAAUUUUCACUGUAACCACUUAGGUUUUGCACAGAAAAUGUUGUUCAGUGAGUUCUAACUGAACCAACUGAAUGGUUGUAGACCAUGUUUGUAACAGAUUGACUUCCUUGAGUCAGUGCAAGAUGCAGGAAAUGUAAAGCAGUGGCUGCCAUUCUGACACGCCAAUUGAACAAUUCAACAAUUGCCACGUAAGCUUUCGGU
Messenger RNA from Physcomitrium patens, 2508 nucleotides. RefSeq lists its product as uncharacterized. Gene Ontology annotation, molecular function: RNA polymerase II transcription regulatory region sequence-specific DNA binding; protein dimerization activity. Gene Ontology annotation, biological process: positive regulation of transcription by RNA polymerase II. The record is from RefSeq and is a predicted model, not a curated record. Lineage: Eukaryota; Viridiplantae; Streptophyta; Bryopsida; Funariales; Funariaceae.